Glarea lozoyensis ATCC 20868 is the source of this 444-nucleotide messenger RNA. RefSeq lists its product as uncharacterized. The transcript has a single exon. Lineage: Eukaryota; Fungi; Ascomycota; Leotiomycetes; Helotiales; Helotiaceae. The record is from RefSeq and is a predicted model, not a curated record. The coding region runs from base 1 to 444 and encodes 147 amino acids.
AUGGGAGACUUGUCAAAGUACGACUCCAUGUAUAUGAAUCUUCGAUUUGAUAUCAUCAUUGCUCGGGGCUCCAAAGAAAUGCGAUUCAAUCUCUACACAGCUCUCGCAGAUUCACAGUUUGAAAACAUCGCCAUCGUUUAUCCAGGCCACAUGUUUUCCGGAAAGCAAAAUAUCGACAAGAUGUUCAACUCAUUGAAGCGAAUCGUUGUACUAGGAGAGGCGGAUUCGAAAAUCACUAGGAUUCCUGGCGUCGAUCUCGAAGGUCUGUUGGCAAACAAGUCUGUAGUCUCGACGGAGCAACUGACUUAUGACAAAGUUCGUUGGCUGGUUUCAACGUAUAAGAAGUUUGAGCUUCUGAGACAGGCGAUGGAUAUAGACGGAGAUAUUGUAUCGUAUGAGAGAGGUACGCGAGUACUUCAUCUUGAGUUCAAACAGAAAACUUGA